CCAAGCGGCUAGGUCUCCCAAAUCCGUGGCCGCCUGAGCUCGGCAGCCAUGGCUUCCCACCCGCCGCCGCCGCCGGAGCAUCCUAUACCACCCGCUCCCACCACCAUAAGUGCCCUCGACGACGACCAGCUCCGAGAGAUCUUCCUCCGCCUCCCGGACCUCCCCAGCCUCGCCUCCGCCGCCUUCACCUGCCGCGCAUUCCUCGGCGCCGUCCGUUCGUCCCGCGCCUUCCGCGGCCGCUUCCGCGCGCCCCCGCUCCUCGUUGUCUUCUUGUCACCCUACAUGUACAAUGUAGUACCUACCUUCCCCCCCUCACGGCGCCCCACUGCCGCCAGAUUCAGUCCCUUCGGAGUCGGAGACUACGACGCUUCCGAGUGGGGGAUCGAUUUCUCCCAUCAUUCGCUUGAGUACGAUGAUGACGGCUACAUCCCCCUCCGAAACCGGAGCACCAAGCAGGAAGCUUACUACGACCCCCAAAAGAUGGCCCUGUUUCUCCACCCAAAGGGGCACCGUGACAUGCCGGACGACACUUCCCUCGAGUUCCACACACUCUUCCCCGGAGAGGGUCAGAGGCCGUCCGGUGUGGUCUGUGUCCGUCACGACUACUCAUGGGCUUGGGCACGCGUUGCUGUCUUCUCAUCGGACACCAUGGAGUGGCAGAUUUUUCCGGAAACUGCGACGCUGGUGCCUGAGGGCUUCAAGUUCACAACCCACACAACGGUGGGUGGGUUUAUCUGUUGGGAAUUCAAGGGGGCUAUCACAGAGUACAUUUUGGUGCUCAACACAGAUACCUUUCAGUUCUCUCGAAUGGAUCUGCCGGCGCCCUCGAGAGAGGCAGAUCCAAAAUUUAAGAUUGGUCAGACCAAUGAUGGGAGGCUCUGUUUCGUAAAUGAGAAGGAACACACGCUUUCUGUUUGGAUCUCGGCAGCCGGCGAUGAUGGCGUCGAGAGAUUUGUGCUGCACAAGAUGUUCCCGUUGCACGCUAGUUUUAUGGAGGUCACCAACUGUUCAGCGGAAGCUACAAUCUCGGUGCGACUUAUGGCAGUUUUCAAUGGUUUUGUAUACCUUUCUGUUUGCCCCUGGAAGAAUUUCAUGGAUCAGUUCAAAUCCCCUGAGUGGUUCAUGUCCUUCUCUCUGGAAACAGCGGAGCUGAACCAGCAUUUCAAGAGAAGAGAGCUACUUGGCUGCCCUAUCCAUCCCUACUUGGCGUGGCCUCCUUUGGUCAGCAUGGUGAGCCUAUUCUUCUGUGAGGAUUCAGAAUCUGAAGUUACUGGAGACAGGCUUGGAGAUGUUGGUCCUGAGAGCACAGAGAAGGCUUCAUCAGCCCUUAUAACAGCAUUACGAUCAUUCGAAGAAGCUUUGAUUAAGGACGGUGAAGUAAAUGUUGCAGAGAUAGAGGCCUUCCUACUUUGUAUUGACGUUGAUGAUGAGAACUCUCUGGUGAGGAGAAUCACUGCCUUGGAUGAAUUGUUAACAACUGUGAGAGAUCGUGUCUUGAGGGUGGCAGACCUUGACAAUGAAUUCUACGAACAAAAGACGGAGAGCUGGUGGCAGAUGUGCAAGGGGAAGCUAUGGAGAACUUUCUUCGGUAGGUGA
Messenger RNA from Triticum aestivum (bread wheat), 1596 nucleotides. RefSeq lists its product as uncharacterized. NCBI's taxonomy places the organism in Eukaryota, Viridiplantae, Streptophyta, Magnoliopsida, Poales, Poaceae. The record is from RefSeq and is a predicted model, not a curated record. Bases 49 to 1596 code for a protein of 515 amino acids. Gene Ontology annotation, molecular function: protein binding. The transcript is spliced from 2 exons.